Messenger RNA from Brassica rapa (field mustard), 3883 nucleotides. RefSeq names its product kinesin-like protein KIN-14K. Gene Ontology annotation, biological process: microtubule-based movement. Gene Ontology annotation, cellular component: microtubule cytoskeleton. The record is from RefSeq and is a predicted model, not a curated record. Lineage: Eukaryota; Viridiplantae; Streptophyta; Magnoliopsida; Brassicales; Brassicaceae. Gene Ontology annotation, molecular function: ATP binding; microtubule binding; microtubule motor activity.
UAUUUCCUCUUUUUCACCACACUGAUAAUUUUCUUCGAGACCAUUCAUGUGGGGCAAGGGUUGUUUUCUUAGAACUUAUUUUUCUGCGAAAUUUUUGGUAAAUUUUCAGCUAAUUAAUGGUUGAUUUGUUCAGUAUUGGUUAUAGUUUUCUGUGAAUACUUUUUCUUUUGUAAGAUUCUUCCAUUAAUUUCACAAACAUUGAUGUUUUAGGGUUUUUUUUUAUUUUGGUUUUGUUUAUACAAUCGAUAUGAUUUGUAAUUUUCCAUGCAACUUUACAUGACGUCUUCAAACAAUACAUGCCUCUGUAUGAUAAUUGUUGUUUUAGCUGAUAUCUGUAAUUGUAUAGUUUUCAAACGAACUGGUAUAUAGGUCAGUUGCUUGUUUUAAUAAUAUGUGUGAUAAAUUUUAAGGUCUCAAUUUAAAGAUAUAAAAGUAUUAUUAAUUAAGCGUUUGUAUUUUUUUUCCAGAAAACACUUAUAUAGCUUAUAUGAGCUCAAUUGGUAUGAGUUUUGAAUGUGUUAGAAAAGUCUGGUUAUGCCCAUGAAAUGAUGCAUUUAUUUUUAUAGGUCUGGAAAUGAACAACCGAAUCAAAGGAGGAUCCAGCAUGAUUGGUGUUUAUGGUCGACCAUAUGGUUCAAGUAGCAUUUUGAGUUUUGAUGGAUCAGAAAGUCGUCAAAGUAUAGAUGAUACUAAGCAAGGCAAUGUUUUUUUACUAUCUUCUUUUGAUAUUUAUGACAAUAGUUAAAAUUUGUAUUUGUUCUUAUAACCGCUUUUAAUUUGACUCACAGGUCAUCAGAGUUUAGUGGAGUGGUUAAAUGAGACACUUCCUUAUUUAAAUUUACCAUGGGAAGCUUCAGAGGAAGAACUAAGAGCGUGUCUGAUGGAUGGUACUGUCUUUUGCAAUCUCUUGAAUCAGCUUAGUCCCGGUUCAAUGAAAAUGGGGAAUACUUUUGAACUUGCUUCUAUAAAUAUUGAGAGGUUUUUAACAGCUAUGGAUGAAAUGGCCUUGCCCAGAUUUGAGGUUUCAGACUUAGAACAGGGGGAUAUGAUUCCAGUUUUACAGUCUCUAAAGGCGCUUAAAGCUAGUUUCUCUGAUGCUGGAUAUGAUAAGAAUACACUUAGCUCAAUGAGAAGGUGGAGUUUGCCUGAGGAUCAGUCAAAGGGACUUGAUGGCAACUUUAAUGAUGGACUACAGUCUAAGGAAGUCUCUGAGAUCAAUACAUCUCAUGCUAAAAUUUUGGACUUACUAAAAUCAAACACUUUACAAAAUACUUCUACUCGAUCCUUGUUUGAUAUGCUCGAUAAGCUUCUUGACGAGAGUGUGUCUAAGAUGAAUGUGGAUGUGUCUCAUGAUUUUGCAUCUAUCUUGAGAGGCAUUGUGCAAGUAGUGGAACAAAGGAUCUCAAAUCAAGCUGAGAACCUAAAGAAUCAAAACAUACUCUUUAGGGUUCGGGAAGAAAAAUAUAGAUCAAGAAUAAAUGUAUUAGAAAACUUAGCAUCUGGGACAACAGAUGAGAAUGAGGUACUCUUUAUCAAAUUCAGUCUCUAUUUGCGAAAAUUCAUUUUGUUGCCAUUUUUCAAGAAAAUGUUCAAAUGUAUUACUAUCUUCUGCUCUGUAGCUAGGGUCAGAAGAACAAGAUGUACUCCAACUGAAAAGAAAAAAGAGCGCAGUGAUGCUGAGCUUUCUAAGUUGAAGAAAGAACUUCAAGUUUUGAAAGAGACACAUGAAAAACAAUUUUUGGAACUAGAAUUAUAUGCUCAGGAAGCUAAAACUGUGUUGGAAAAGCAAUUAGAAGAGUCAGAGUUACGUGUAGUAGACUCAACCAAUAAAGUGAAAGAACUCGAAAAGUUUUGUGAAAUCAAAACGAAAAUAUGGGAGAAGAAAGAGCAAACAUACAAGAGCUUUAUACACAACCAGUCAGAGGCUUUGCAGGAGUUGAAAGCUACCUCAAUGUCUUUGAAACACGAAGUUCUAAAGACAGGAGAAAACUACUUCCAGGAUCUAAAUUACUAUGGCUUAAAGCUUAGAGGAGUGGUUCAUGCAGCAAAAAACUACCAGGUAGUUGUUGAAGAGAACCGAAGGCUUUACAAUGAAGUACAAGAACUAAAAGGAAAUAUUAGAGUCUAUUGCCGGAUAAGACCAUUCCUUAAAGGACAAAAUAAGAAAGAAACAUCAAUAGAGUACACAGGUGAGAAUGGUGAGCUUGUGGUUGCAAACCCCUUAAAGCAAGGCAAAGACACUCAUCGAUUCUUUAAAUUCAACAAAGUCUUUGGCCCUUCAUCAACUCAAGAGGAAGUAUUCUUAGAUACUCAACCGUUGAUUCGUUCCCUUCUUGAUGGCUAUAAUGUGUGCAUAUUUGCUUAUGGGCAAACAGGUUCUGGAAAGACUUAUACAAUGAGCGGACCAAGCAUAAAUUCAGAAGAACAUUGGGGUGUAAACUAUAGAGCUUUAAAUGACUUGUUCCACUUAACGCAAAGUAGUCAAGACACAGUGAUGUAUGAAGUUGGUGUUCAAAUGGUUGAGAUUUAUAAUGAGCAAGUUCGUGACCUACUUUCUGAUGAUGGUCCCAGUAGAAGACUUGGGAUUUGGAAUACUGCUUUACCAAAUGGUCUCGCAGUUCCUGAUGCAAGCAUGCAUUGUGUAAGAUCAACUGAUGAUGUUCUUGAAUUGAUGAAUAUUGGAUUGAUGAAUAGAGCUGUAGGUGCAACAGCUCUUAAUGAAAAGAGUAGUAGAUCACACAGUGUUCUUUCUGUUCAUGUACGCGGUGUUGAUGUCAAGACUGACUCCGAGUUGCGUGGCAGUUUGCAUUUGGUUGAUCUUGCUGGAAGUGAGAGGAUUGAUCGUUCUGAAGUAACCGGAGAUAGACUCAAAGAAGCUCAACAUAUAAACAAGUCACUGUCUGCUCUUGGAGAUGUUAUAUUCGCUCUGGCACAUAAGAAUCCUCAUGUACCUUAUAGAAACAGCAAGCUGACUCAAGUCCUCCAAAAUUCCUUAGGAGGACAAGCGAAAACUCUUAUGUUUGUUCAGAUAAAUCCUGAUGAAGAUUCAUAUGCUGAGACAGUAAGUACUUUGAAAUUCGCCGAAAGAGUUUCGGGUGUCGAGUUAGGUGCAGCUAGAAGCUAUAAGGAGGGACGAGAUGUUCGACAACUCAUGGAACAGGUAUCCAACUUGAAAGAUAUGAUUGCCAAGAAAGACGAAGAACUUCAAAAGUUUCAGAAUAUAAACGGUACCAAAAGAAGUGGUUUAAACAAUCUAAGGUUUGAGUCUACUUCUCCAAGAAGACAUUCUUUAGGAGGAGCGUCGCCAAAUUCUUCAAGGCAAAGACAAGGAAAUCGUUUACUCGGAAGAACAACUUCAGAUUCAGCAGAUGAACGUAUACAACAAAAUGAAUCCAGAUUAUCGCCUAAGUUCUCUGAAACUGAUGGCUCGAAUCUCUUCUCUGAAACCUCAAGUCCUCUUGAAAUGUGUGAACAAUCAGAACAAAAUGAAAAAGCUAAUGUUGAACCAUCAAAGGUACUAAAGCAUACUCUAAAAGCAGACCAAACUAGACCUUCUCGUCUGUCAAUUUCCACAUCCUCCUCUAAGGCAUUAACAGGUUCUAAAAGACAGAUAAAUGGUUUUUCAACUUCAGGAAAACCUCUUACCAGAAAGCGAUGAAGAAUAUAAUUGCUGUAAAUUUGAAGAUUCAGGUCUAUGCUCAAAGCUUUCUUUCUUCUACACUACAUGAACUAACAAUGUUUUGUUUAUCAGAAACUCGAAAGUAAGUAAUGAUCAAAUGUAUCAAAAUGGAAAAUGCUCUGUGAUGAUGUGUAUGGUGUAACACACAAGCAGACUCUAACAACCUUGAAGGGAAACUAAUUGUGUAACAUAUUUUAGUAACUA